AUGUCUAUGCAAUCGUCUUUAUUGAAGGAAGAAUACGUUCCUCUUCAUGAAAUCCGCAGACCAAUCCCUCCGGUAUUGGAUUUCCAGAAAAUCGAUGCCAUGGUAUCAACCCUCAAUGGGGUGCCAAUGGCUUCUGCAACCUGCGGAGUUGCCGAUAUAACUCCCGGUGAAUUGCCUCCUAUAGAUGUGUUUAAGGUCCGCGAAGCUGGAAAAAAUUACUACUUUGCCUUUGGUGGAUGUCACAGAUUCCAAGCUUACGAUAGAAUAAACCAACAGGGCGAUAAAGUAGUCAUGGUCAAGUGCAAAAUCUUGCCUGCUACCAGAAAAACUUUGCGCGUAUACUUGGGUUCUUCAGUAGACCAGAUGUUUGAGGAUCAGAGCUACGACAAGACAGAAGUAACAUCGCUCAAAAAAUUAUCAAUUAAUGAAUAG
This is a messenger RNA of Scheffersomyces stipitis CBS 6054, 432 nucleotides long. RefSeq names its product sulfiredoxin. Bases 1 to 432 code for a protein of 143 amino acids. Gene Ontology annotation, cellular component: cytoplasm. The record is from RefSeq and is a predicted model, not a curated record. Gene Ontology annotation, molecular function: sulfiredoxin activity. The transcript has a single exon. Gene Ontology annotation, biological process: cellular response to oxidative stress. NCBI's taxonomy places the organism in Eukaryota, Fungi, Ascomycota, Pichiomycetes, Serinales, Debaryomycetaceae.